Molecule: messenger RNA, 2002 nt
Organism: Sturnus vulgaris (Common starling)
Lineage: Eukaryota; Metazoa; Chordata; Aves; Passeriformes; Sturnidae
Gene: CFAP53
Product: cilia and flagella associated protein 53
Source: RefSeq, a predicted model, not a curated record
AUGGCGGCGCGGCCCCCGGCCCGUCCCCAGCCCCCUCACUGCUCUCACACCCAGAGACGCCGGGAAUUCACCGGCUGCGCGCCGUACGAUGUGGCGCUGUUAGCCAAGCCCUCCAAGAGGGACAUCAGAGAAGAGGCGAUUUUGGCCGAGAGGGUGCGGGAGGAGGAGCAGCGUGAGCACGAGCGUGAGCUGCGGGUGUUCCUCCACUACCGCAACGUCUGCGACUGGCAGAAGGGCGGCGAGGACAAAUGGAUGCACCGCGCUGUCGAGAGGAAGGUCCGGGCCACCGUGCAGCAGUACCUGCAGGAGAUCGAUGUGAGAAGACGGAGGCUUCGUGACUUUCUGGAGGCAGAGGAAAGUAGGCACUUUGCUGAGGUGGAGGCACUUGAUGAAGAAAAGGCACUGGACAGAGAAGUAAAGAUGAAGGAGAAAGCAAAAUUACUGAGGGAGAAGAGAGAGCAAGAAAGACUACGAGUGGUGGCUGAAAAACGAGAGCAACAGUUCAGAAACCAAUGUGAGGAGUAUCGCAUACACUGUAAAAAACUGAGCGAGAAGGAACUGGGUGACUGCCAGCUGGCCCAGCAGACUCUAAGGAAGAUACUGAGAGAGGAAGAGGAGAUGCAGGAGCAGAAGCUGGAAGAGAUUUGUGAGAAGGAGCAGCUGGCUAAGGAUCAGGAAGCGGAGCUGAAGGCGCAGGAGGUGGCAGCGCGGAUCCAGGAAAUGGUGAACGUGCGGGAAGCCCAGCUGGCCGUGCACACCGCUCGCAGAGAGGAGAAGCAGCAGCAGAUCAGAAAGGAGGCUGAACGGCUGGCAGAAGAGCUGCAUCAGCUCAUGAAAGAAAAUGAAGAACUUGAGAGGAAGAAGCAACAUCAGCAGAAGGAAUGCAGGGACAUACUGCUCAAAGCAGUGCGGGACAAGGAGAAGCAGCUUGAUGAAGAAAAAAAAACUCAACUUGCCAUUGAGAAGAAGAUCUUGGAAGAAGAUUUUCAGGACCUCGACAGGGAACAUGCAGAGAUAAUAAAAAAAAAACAAGCACUGUUGAAGGAGCAGCUUACUUACCUGGAUCAUCUCGCUGAGCAGCUGAGGAGGGAGAAGGAGCAAGAGAAAGAGGACGAGAAGGUCUUCAAGGAAGAGAGGGAUCAGGUUUGGGCUGAGAAGGUUGAGAAAAUGAAACAAGAGAGGGAGGCUCGAUUUCAGCUGCUGAGAGAUGUCGUGUACACAAGACAGGCGCAGAUGGAGGAGAAGUUGCAGAAAAAAGCAGAGAGGAAAAUAGAGAUUGCUGAAGAGAAGAAGGCAAUGGCUGAAGCAGUGAGAGAAUUCGAACAAGAAGAAGAAUUAAAACGUAUAAGAAAAAUACAGAAGGCCAAAGAAUACAGAGACCAGCUCGCAACUCAAAUUCACUACCAACAGUGUCUCCAAAAAGCUGAGGAAGAGAAGAGGAAGAAAGAACAUGAAUUAAAUAUGGAAGCAGAGAGACAGUACCAAGAAAGGGUACAAUCCGUUUUGUCAAUGCCCAGUGAGUCCAUAGUAAAGCCCCCCACUACAAAAAAAGCACUAAUGCUUGACUCCUAAGGGCAUCACUCAUUAUGGUAUUUUAGCUCCCUCAGUUGCCUUUAAAAACGUUUUCUUAGGAUGCUUACACUUGACUUGAGUUGGAAGAACUCUCUCCACUGUGACACUCAAACAUUUAAUUCAAAUUACAAGGAACAUAGUAUUUUAAAGUUUAUUUUUCCCCCAUGGAUUUUUUUUUUACAAAUCUGAUAGGAUCCAAAGUGCCUGACAUUUUAAUUCAAGAAUACUGUCUGCUGUCUACAAUAUAAAGUGUAUUAUUAUCACAUGAAUAAUGCACAGGCAUUCUUUUAAAUAUGCACCAAGAAAAUUCGUAGAAAACUUUCAGCAAACCUUUAUUAAAAUGCCUUUCAAACUGGAAACGUUAGCAAAAUUAUUUUCGUUGUAUUUAGAUACCAAGUAUAAAACUCUGAAUGUAUUUUACUGUUGGGUG